This is a messenger RNA of Spirometra erinaceieuropaei, 3148 nucleotides long. The record is from the annotation of a GenBank genome assembly. Lineage: Eukaryota; Metazoa; Platyhelminthes; Cestoda; Diphyllobothriidea; Diphyllobothriidae.
AUGGUCAAGAAUCUUGAUCAUCUGCUUCACGAAAUCAGACCGAGCGAACUAAAUCAUUUUCCUCUAAAUUACAGGCAACUGCGCGGCGAUCUCAUUGAAACGUGCAGGAUUGUCAGACGUCGUGAAUGUGCUCUAGACUUUGAUGAAUUCUUCGAAUUGGCCGGAACUGACCGUCUGCGUGGUCAUCCCUUCAAACUGCAGAUGAAGCUGGCCCAUUCGGAUAUCCGACGGAACGCUCUCUCUCACAGGGUCAUUGGAGCAUGGAACGGACUCCCUGAUGCAGUGGUUCUUUCCGAAACUCUCGAAUCUUUUAAGUGUAUACUACAUGCUCAUUUGCUGAGAAACUACUGUACAUAAAAUCACGAUUGUUUUAACGGCGGCAGUUUGCUCCUUGCUCAUACUUACCAAAACUUUUGAAUUUCCGCAUUUGCUAAUGUAAUUGAUGAUAAUAUUUCUGUUUAUCGAUAUGAAUAGGGAGCUCAAGGGCGAGAGCCUCAUUCCCUUAGUAAACUAACUUAAACUGACUUGAACAUUUCCUUAUUAGCGAAGACUUUCAAAAGCUCCUCGAGCAGCAAUUCUCGCAAUGUGAGCAACGUUCUUUUGAACCCAUUUUCACGGAUGUUAAGAGGCAUGAACCCGCACCCAAUCUGUGGUAUCGAGAAUUUAGACGAAUCUGCAACCACGAUUUUAAGUCUUUCUGCUCCAAUUAAAAUCUUAGUUUACGGCAAUGCCUAGGCAGACUUUAACUUCUUCAUUUUUACUGAGAAGCCAGCUCUCUUUGCCUUUUUCUGGGGGUAUUCUUUCCCAGAGAGCCGAGUUUUGGAUAUGGCUGAAAUUUACUUAAUGGACAGUGGUCUACCCGGCUUAUUAGCCCGUCUGUGUGUGUGUGCCACACAACAACUUAUCGCUAAACUUGCGCACACGAAGAUUCGGUGGGUCUAUCUGGGAGCUCGCACAAGUAAGCAUAAUAGAAACCAUAGUAAGGAGUCAUCUCCACUUGUCCCUUAUUCCAGUGCCAUCAAGUGAGUUCCAAAGUGAAAAAUUUUCUUUUCGACAGAUUUGGACCGCCAUGACCGGUCCAAAUAUGCCAGCUCAGUUUAGUGAGUACUAUGCUGACUUGCGUUGAGAAAGGGUACAUACAUACAGGCCCUAGUCUCUUUACUCUUUUUGUCACAAAAACCUAUCGACCGAAUAGUGCUUAUGUUUGGCACAGUGAGUGGGUGCACACACGCCUGACUUUUUCACUGCUUCGACGGCAUGAGACCCCCAUUCGCGCAGUUCCUAAAUGGUGCUGCAUAUGAACACUACAAUAGCGGUUGCGAUAUGCGACUUGUUAAGCACCAAAUAUAAAAUAAGAUGUGCAUAUCGAACUGUUUUUUUUCAACUUUACCAAAAGCAUUGCCCUUGAUAACAUCCACAGAAUCUGGAAAAAAUCGCGAAUGCAUAUUUUAGUUUCCCAGAAGUUUUUUCAAAUUUUUGACCACAAUUUUAGCGGGUUGGACGAGAAAGAAACGUUGACCACAAUGUGUGGAAUUUUCAGGAAGAUCUUAAUUUGUUUAGAACUUAGACGACCCCAGGGAGAAGAAGUCAAAUUUUGAUUGUCCAGCAAAACCAGUUUUCCCAGCAUUUAUGUCUUAUUGCUCCCUACACGUCCCCUCAGGUUUCUGACUUACUUCUCGACGUUCUGCUCCGCAAGUAAACUACCAAAAAGCCUAUCCUUUCGAAGAUGAAGAUGCCAUCAUUGGAACAAGAAAUUUGUUGGCUUGACGUUUCGGAUUCUCACUCGAAUCUAGCAUCAGAGACAUUCGCAGAUAAAAGUGAUGGUGGCACCAGGAGUGUAGUAUUUAUAGCACGUGGCUACCGUGAGACCGUAUACGCACUGCAAUUGACAGUUCUCGCGAUCACCUCUGGGGUCGUUAUUGAUGCGUUGGUGGCUUAUCGGUCUGAUUUCGUCAUCCGUGCUGGAUGUUGGUGUGACGAUUGCUCGGCAAACUGGCUCACUGUCACUGUGAUAAUUGUUCGCCCGCCUCCUUCCCACGUAACUGCCCAGGGAAAGUCUCAGCACGGAACAUGGUACUGGGAGGUCAUUGUGCUUGUUGAUGCAUUGCGGGUCUGAGCACCAUGACUCGAGCAGCUCGCGGCUCACGUGGUUAUCACCCCUUGCGAGAAUUUCGGCUUCUUAAAAUUGGAAAAUAUUGCCGAGUCCUGUCGAGUGUGUCGCCACCUGACAGUUAGCGACUCCCCGCCUCACUGCUGCUGCGUGCUCGGCAAUUCGGGUACGGAGUAAUUUCCCAGUUUCUCCGACAUAGUUGCUUUGUCCGCAAAUACACCAUAUUCGGGUGACGACUCCAGACGUUUCCUGCCGUGGCACCGGAUCUUUAGGCAUUAUGAACUGGCGACUAAUUGUUGCUUCCGGCCUGUGUGCAACCCCAACUCCAAGUGGAGUGAAAAGAUGACUGACGGCUUCCGAGGCGUUCUUCAUGUACAGAAGAGCCCGCCAAAAUGUGGGGCCAGUUGGAUUUGGGCUCUGGUGUCCUUUUCGUAUGCACUGGUUGACAAAGUUGCGCGAGUAGCCAUUGGCUCUCAUUACUCGUCGAAGUUAUAGUAAUUCAACAACCUUGUCUUCCGUUUCACUGCAGUGCGUCUCGAAGCGCCGGUAUAGCGCCCUUACGCAUCUGCGUUUGUGACUGAUCGGGUGGUUGCUAUUGGAGUUCAAUAUUUGCGUCUUAUUUGUCGCUUUCUUGAACGCUUUGUUUUUUAGUCCACCACAAUCUUUGCGGCAGACGAGGACAUCCAAGAAGGCCAGCUGGUUGUUCUCCUCCUCCUCCAUCGUGAAUUGAGUGUCCGGGAAGACGGCGUUGAGAUGUUCUUUGAAUGUCAGCACCUGAUUCCUUUUGAUGACGACGAAGGUGUCAUCAACAUAUCGAGCCCAGAACUUCGGUCUGUGGUGUCGGAAAACCAGCGAUUCCAGCCGUUGAAGGACCGCCUCGGCUAUGAGUCCCGAAAUUGGCGAACCCAUUGGCGUUCCCUUCACCUGCUUGUAGAUUGUUCCGCCAAGCGCGAAGUACGUAUUGCGGCCGAACUUCAGGAGCUGGAUGAUUUGGGCGUGUCCGAGGCGAUUCUGCGUUUCGUCGUAUUUCUCUCGUAG